UUUGUACUUCCUCGCUGAGAAUGUAAGAUUAACGAGGAGCACGUGAAUGCAGCAUAAAUACAACUGCGCAGUUCAGGGACCGCUGCCUGUUGCUGUUGCUGCUCACCAAAAUCUUGUGACAGAGAUGUCCAACGUUACUGCACUGAGUCUGCGUCUCCUCCACUGCUACUCAAAGCAAGGCACAUUUGGAUACGGUCCUGGUGUUGUGCGCCCAUUCAGUCUCAGUGUGCAGAGAGAGGGCUAUAAGUAUGUGAAUGCCCAGGAGCUGCCAACAGACCUGAGGUCCAUCACUGACCGGGCUGCUACAACACUCCUGUGGACUGAACUUUUUAGAGGUUUGGGGAUGACCAUGAGUUACUUGUUCCGUGAACCUGCCACUAUCAACUACCCGUUUGAGAAGGGACCUCUGUCGCCCCGCUUCCGUGGAGAGCACGCCCUCCGUCGCUACCCCAAUGGAGAGGAGCGCUGCAUCGCCUGUAAGCUGUGUGAGGCCAUCUGCCCUGCUCAGGCCAUUACCAUUGAAGCUGAGACUCGAGCUGACGGCAGCAGGAGAACUACUCGCUAUGACAUUGACAUGACCAAGUGUAUCUACUGUGGCUUCUGCCAGGAAGCCUGUCCUGUUGAUGCCAUUGUGGAGGGUCCAAACUUUGAGUUCUCCACAGAAACCCACGAGGAGCUGCUGUACAACAAGGAAAAGCUGCUCAACAAUGGAGACCGAUGGGAGGCUGAGAUAGCAGCCAACAUACAGGCAGACUACCUGUACAGAUAGUCUGACUGUCGUACCUAUACACUGACCACAGAAAUAUAACGCACAUGAAAAUGACGUAUGUUAUCAUCAUUCUAUGCACUAAAGAGAUUACUUGUAGCUUUAAAGAUAUUCCAAUGAGUCACAUAACAGCAGUGAAGCCUUGCAGCCUCAGAUUCUGAGAGAAAAUAUAAAACGCACAAUUUAUGUCUUAUGUUUUAAAGAUGGAUGAUAUUGUACUUGAUGUUGAUUUUAUAAUCUGUAAUCCAUGUUACCCAUGUUUGUGAUAGAUUAUCUGCUGCACUUUAAAAACAUGGUUUAUCUGAUUAAAUAUGUAGGACACUUCUGAAAGAGAUGUAAUGUUGCUGCUGUUUAAGAAAGUGAAAUAAAUCAUGUUCGAAAUCUUUAA
This is a messenger RNA of Lates calcarifer (barramundi perch), 1154 nucleotides long. It is a transcript of the gene ndufs8b, whose product is annotated as NADH:ubiquinone oxidoreductase core subunit S8b. The transcript is spliced from 7 exons. The record is from RefSeq and is a predicted model, not a curated record. Lineage: Eukaryota; Metazoa; Chordata; Actinopteri; Centropomidae. Gene Ontology annotation, molecular function: NADH dehydrogenase activity; 4 iron, 4 sulfur cluster binding. Gene Ontology annotation, biological process: mitochondrial electron transport, NADH to ubiquinone; mitochondrial respiratory chain complex I assembly. The coding region runs from base 47 to 769 and encodes 240 amino acids. Gene Ontology annotation, cellular component: membrane.